CCCGUUUACACUUCAAGAUUAUCAACUUCUUUCGCCAUCCAAAUGUCAAAAGAAACUUGAAUAAAAAAUUCUGGGGUUCUUGAGCUUGAUUUCGGCAUGGGGGUACAGCGAGCUUGUGUGUGUUUGAUUUCUUGAAAAACUGGUCUGUGUAACUUGAGAAUUUCAGUUGCUGGAUCAUUGGGUUUGCAAGAAAAUGGAGUCCCGUUUGUAUCCGCAGAGAGUUUGGCGAAUAUUUUUGAUUUCUUGUAUGUGGGUCGCCAUGGGAGUCACUGCCAAGAAUGGAAAUUUCAGUGCUGUUUCUGAUAGGCCAAGUGUGGUGAAUGUUGGGGCUAUGUUCACUUUCUAUUCAGCUAUUGGGAGGUCUCUGGGGCCUGCCAUUUUUGCUGCAAUUGAAGAUGUUAACUCUGAUUCCACCAUUCUUAAGAAUAUCAAGCUCAAUCUCAUAGUACAGGAUACCAAUUGCAGUGGGUUUGUUGGAACUGUUGAAGCUAUGCAGCUGGCCGGGAAAAAUAUUGUUGCUGCACUUGGUCCGCAGUCGUCGGGGAUAGCACACGUGAUUUCCCAUGUCAUGAAUGAGCUUCAUGUGCCACUUUUGUCGUUUGCUACCGAUCCCACUCUUUCGUCUCUGCAGUAUUCAUAUUUCCUUCGUGCGAUCACCAGUGAUUAUUACCAGAUGUAUGCAAUUGCAGACCUGGUAGAAUAUUUUGGAUGGAGAGAAGUAGUUGCCAUCUUUGUGGAUGAUGACUACGGUAGAAACGGGAUUUCCGUAUUGGGUGAUGCACUUGCCCCUAAACGUGCCAAGAUUUCUUAUAAGGCAGCAUUUCCUCCCGGAGCUGCAAGAAGUGACAUUGACAGCUUAUUGGUUGGAGUUAACCUGUUGGAAUCGCGGGUUUUUGUUGUUCAUGUAAACCCUGAUUCUGGUCUCACUAUUUUUUCAGUAGCGAAGAGGCUUGGAAUGAUGAGCAGUGGUUAUGUUUGGAUUGCUACAGACUGGCUUCCUUCUGUUCUAGAUUCUUCAGCAUCCAUUGAUCCCGACACCGCUGAUCUUCUACAGGGAGUUGUCGCACUUAGACAUUACACUCCAGAUUCUGAUCUCAAAACAAGAUUUAGUUCUCGAUGGGGAAACAUAAAGAACAAAGAAACCACAAAGUUCAAUUCAUAUGCUCCAUAUGCCUAUGAUUCUGUCUGGAUGCUUGCCCGGGCGCUUGAUUCUUUCUUCAAUGGUGGUGGAACUGUCAGUUUCUCCGAUGAUCCAAGAUUGCGUGACCAAAACGGGAGUGCCCUUCGUUUAACAUCCCUCCAAAUUUUCGAUCAAGGCCCAAAGUUGCUCCAGAUUCUUACUGAGAUGAACUUCACUGGUCUAACUGGGAAAGUUCAGUUUGAUUCAGAGAAGAAUUUGAUUACUCCAGCAUUCGAUAUUCUUAAUAUUGGUGGAACUGGGUCACGGAGGAUCGGUUAUUGGUCAAAUUACUCUGGUUUGUCUACCGUUCCUCCAGAAACUUUAUAUUCAAAGCCACCAAACACUUCUAACAGCAAUCAACAUCUCUAUAGUGUCAUAUGGCCCGGUGAAACUACAACAAAGCCCCGGGGAUGGGUGUUCCCCAAUAAUGGGAAGCCUUUACAAAUUGCAGUGCCUUAUCGGGUUACUUACCCCGAUUUUGUAACAAAAGAUAAUGGGCCAUUAGGGGCUAGAGGAUUUUGCAUUGAUGUGUUUGAAGCUGCUGUUGAGUUGUUGCCUUAUCCUGUACCUCACCAAUAUAUCUUAUAUGGAGAUGGUCGAAGAAACCCUUCAUUUGGGAAUCUUGUUAACGACGUCGCACAAAUGAAAUAUGAUGCAGCUGUUGGGGAUGUGACUAUCACUACGAACAGAACAAGAAUGGUGGACUUUACACAGCCUUAUAUGGAGUCUGGGCUCGUUGUAGUUGCUCCGGUGAAAGAAACUAAAUCUAGUCCAUGGUCGUUUCUUAUGCCGUUUACUUGGCAAAUGUGGGCUGUAACUGGGAUCUUCUUUCUUUUUGUGGGAAGCGUCGUCUGGAUUCUUGAGCACCGGAUGAAUACCGAGUUCCGUGGUCCUCCAAGGCAACAGCUUGUGACAGUCUUUUGGUUUAGUUUCUCAACAAUGUUUUUCGCACACAGAGAAAACACAGUGAGCACCCUGGGACGGUUGGUGCUGAUAUUGUGGCUUUUCGUAGUGUUGAUCAUCAACUCAAGCUAUACGGCUAGUUUGACAUCAAUACUCACAGUGCAGCAACUUUCUUCCGGAAUUCGAGGAAUAGAUACCUUGAUCACAAGUUCGGAUCCGAUAGGGAUCCAGGAUGGCUCGUUUGCGUAUAAUUAUCUCAUUCACGAGCUGAACAUAGCAGAGUCAAGAAUCCGAAUAAUGAAAACUCAAGACGAUUAUGUUAAAGCCCUUCAGCAGGGUCCAGGUGGCGGCGGGGUUGCCGCCAUUGUUGACGAGCUUCCCUACGUUCAGCUUUUCUUGGCCAACACAAAGUGUCAGUUCAGUAUCGUCGGACGUGAGUUCACUAGAAGUGGUUGGGGAUUUGCAUUUCAAAGGGACUCACCGCUGGCGGUAGAUUUGUCAACUGCGAUCCUUCAACUUUCAGAAAACGGAGACCUUCAAAGAAUCCAUGACAAAUGGCUCUCCCGGGAUGGAUGCUCCGGCCAGAGCAACCCCAUUGACGAGAGCCGUCUUUCCCUCAAGAGCUUCUGGGGCCUGUUCCUAAUAUGCGGCAUUGCCUGCUCUAUUGCUCUGGUCAUCUUCUUCUGCAGGGUUUUAUUGCAGUACAGCAGAUACAGCGCAGAGGGAGAGCAACGGGACAUCGAGGAAGACGAACCUGCACGUCCCAGUAGGCGCUCCCUGCGCGCCCCCAGCUUCAAGGACAUAAUUGAUUUCGUCGACAAGAAAGAAGCUGAAAUCAAGGAUAUGCUUAGGAGGAAGAGUGGAGAUUCAAAGCGGCAUCCGAGUCAAGGUUCCGACGGACAGAGCAGCUAAAAUCAUCCCGUCCCACGGACCGGCCCGACCUAUUUUACGUGUACAUUCUCAACACAAAGGUAAAUUCUAGUUAGUAUUAUACUAUCACCUUAUGCUAGUGCUGGCGCGUAUGCAGUAUUUUACUGUGGAAAUAGCCAUUUGUAUAACUUAAAAGGAAAAUACACAUUAAUUUCAAUGACCUUUCCAGGGAGUUGAUAUAAUUAUUGAUCAUACCAAGAUCUCAUUCAUAA
Messenger RNA from Sesamum indicum (sesame), 3225 nucleotides. RefSeq names its product glutamate receptor 3.4. The record is from RefSeq and is a predicted model, not a curated record. Gene Ontology annotation, molecular function: G protein-coupled receptor activity; ligand-gated monoatomic ion channel activity. Gene Ontology annotation, cellular component: membrane. Gene Ontology annotation, biological process: G protein-coupled receptor signaling pathway. Lineage: Eukaryota; Viridiplantae; Streptophyta; Magnoliopsida; Lamiales; Pedaliaceae.